Molecule: messenger RNA, 824 nt
Organism: Paramecium primaurelia
Lineage: Eukaryota; Ciliophora; Oligohymenophorea; Peniculida; Parameciidae
Source: the annotation of a GenBank genome assembly
AUGAACAAAUGUUUAAUAUGUUACGAAGAUACAGAUUUUAGUUUGAAUUGUUAACAUUUUUAUUGUUUGAAAUGUUUAGUUAAGAUGAUUUAAGAUAAACUAAAAACAUUAUAAUUAACAAUUGAUGAUUACAAAUGUCCAUAAUGUAAAUAAAAAUUUUCUGUUGAAGUUUUCAAAAAUACAGAGAUCUAUAAUGAUUUAAUAGAAUAUUCUUUAUAACAUAAUUGUAUUGAAAAUUUAAAUGAAGAUGAAAUGAUUGUUGAUUGUGGACAUGAAGAUUGUAAUAAUAAGUUUAUUGUUAGUAAAAAUGCAAGUAAUCAAUAUAUUCAAUUAGAAUAUUCUAGAUGUCCUGUAUGUAAAUAAAUUUAUUGUUUAAAUUGUCGAAAACCUUAUGAAUCAAAGUGUUGUCAAUAAGCUAUUAAUGGCAAAUGUCCUAGAUGCAAGAUAUAAGUAUUUAAAGAGGAAGGUUGCAAUUUCUUAAAAUGUCAAUCUUAAUAUUGUAAAGGUUAAAUCUAUUUCUGUGGAAUCUGCUUUCUUAUUUUGAAAAAGGAAGAUCAUUACUCACACUUCAUUGAUAAUAAUCCAUACAAUGCUUGUAGAAUAGGCAAAAUAAAACCGAAUAAAUAGAAAUGUCCAGGAUGUUUAACUUUAAAUCCAUUGCAAUGCUAAAUUAUUGAAACUUUGAAGUAUUCAAAAUUUUCAUAUAUUUAAGUUAAUGUUAUUGCAAGAGUAAUAUUUGUAAGGAGAGUUUGUAUUGUUUAAGUUGUUCAAAGAAGAUUUAGAAGAAUGAAAAUCAUGAAUGCAAAUAAUGUUUAAUUAUGUGA